AUGGUGUGGGUAGAUGUGCCCAGGACCCCAAAGAGUCCUGACAUCCCGGCGGAACUAGGGAGAGCACACCAAGAGGCCAUGUUCGAGAAGUCUGUUGUAGUUCCCCCUGUCAGAACCAACGAAAACGGGAACGCCAAUGUUGACAGGAUCCAAAAGGACGUAAACCACAACCGUGCCACGGAAAUAACCAGGACUUUCGACCUUAGUGACAGUGAGAUUGAGAAGAAAAUAGUGUCACUUCACCACCAGCUGCGCGACGUCCGCGGGGAGUUUAUGUCCCCGAAGUCUGUGGACUCUGACGACCUUGUGCCCGAGAAUGAACGGCGCAGCAGCGACGGCCGCCGGUCCGACUCCUUGACAGAAGGCACGGGAGGGGGAGGAGGAGGGGGAGAAGGGACGGAUAACUCGUCCUGCCAUGUAAAUCCCCAGCGAAUCCUGGACCUGAGACGGGAUGGAGAUAAUCUGAACCAGAGGAAAUCGUCGACAGAAGGCGGCUUGGAUAACUACCCUCGCCUGUGCAUCGUGGAUAAUGCGACCGCCGCUGCAAGGAACGGCCAGGAGGGAGGUCGCGACGCUGGCCUAAACGACUUUCCUGAAGAUGGAAGCGAGGACGACGUGGAGGGGCGUUACUACGACCCGGGGAGGUACCGCAGGGACACCUCGAGCGACAGGGGCUCCGAGGCGAGUGACCUGACGGAGGUGACAAGCGAGUGUUCCGGAGAGACGCUCCUCCUCGGCGCGUCGUCCUCCUUGAGCGACCGCUUUGCCGACCUGCUCUCGCUGUCGGAUUCCGAGCAGUGCAACGAGGACGAGCUGGGUGUGGAGGUGGAGUUCAGCGAGGACGGGCUCAGCCUCGAGGACGAGGAAGAGGCCGACACGGUGAGGACGACCUUUUCGCCCACGCAGGACGGCUUCUCCUUCGCCCUGGAGGACCUGUCGCCGCUGCGAGACGACCUCACGUCGGACCCGCACGGCCUCUCGCUCAUGCUGGCGAACCUGCCGACGGAGAGGGGGAGUGGCCUCUGGCAGGAGCCGGACGAGGACUGGUCGCCCACGCUGGAGGGCCUCUCUCCCAUCACGCUGGAGGAGCUGUCGUCGCCCGAGCUCGAGGAUACGCUCGAGGACGCGUCCCCCCACGACGACCCCAGCGGCAGCGACGACGAGGAACCCCAGGAGUACUUGUUGCUCCCGCUGGGGUCCUGCGAGGAGAAGACGGGGCGCAGCGGGGGCCUCCUGGCCAGCUGUCAGGUGCCGGAGAGCGUGGCGGAGGUCCCCGAGGCCGUACUCAACGCGCUGGCCGACUCCUGCUGUUCGUCGCCGCUCGGGAGGAGGCCGCUGCCCCCGGCGGCCUCAGGGCGCUCGCCGGGCUCGCAGAGCCUCCGCAGGCGGCUGAAGAGCCCCGCCAAGGACGCCUCCUCCGCCGCCAGCAGUCCUCGCCUGAGGCGCUCCCAGCCGCCCUCGCACAACCUCAGGAUCACGUGCGAGACCCCCAGAAGCCCCGACUCCGGACUGGGAAGCUCGGAGCCCCUGCGGGAGGAGGAGGAGGCGCUGGGGCCCAAGUUCUUCGCCGACCUGUGUCGAGUGUGGCCCGACAUCAUCGUCAGGCUGGCCCAUGACAUCACGCUCGAGUCCCCGUCAGUCGAGGACGCCCCCGACCCCCCCGACCCCCCGAGCCAGGUGGCGGAAGGGGGGCGGCGCCCCAGCAUUCCCGUGGCCGUGGUGGCGGAGGAAGCCCUCCCGGAUAGCCCUCGGGCGCCGGGCAGUCCGCGGGGGCAUCCUGGAGGGAAAUGCUGCUCAGACGAGGACCCUUGCUGCCCGCAGCUCAUGGCUGAGCACGCGGUGGCCGCCGCCGCCUGCGGAAGCCCCAAGCGCCUCCCGCCGCAGGGCAGUGCCGCGGCCUCGGGCCCGUGCCUGAGUGCCGGUCUGCAGCCCAUGUCGUGCCCGAGCCCGAUCUGCGGCAGCCCCGCCCCGCGCCGCCCGCGCGCGCCUCCGCCCGGAGGGUCCUCAGGCCCUUCGAGCUACGAGAGCGUGGACAGCAGCGAUGGCGACGCCGUCAACGAGUUCUUCCCGAGCGACAUGAUGGCGGAGCUGGCGGAGGAGGAAGAGGACGAGGACGAGGAGGGCGGAGGGGCCGCCACGCCCCCCGAGGACGACCUCGAGGGAGCCGUGCGCCCGCUCGCCUGGGACCAGCGGCCGGGCGAGAGGAAGCGGCGGAAGCUGCCCGAGAUCCCCAAGAACAAGAAAUCGUUCAGCACGGCGAGCAUCCUGGCCCUGCGGACGCCCAACCUGGCGGAGGAGCUGCAGGAGGCUGAGUCAGGCGUCGCCUCCAGGAGCUCCACGCCCGACGCCCUCACGCUCAUCAACAACCACUCCAGGCCCAUCCUCGUCCUCAAGUGCCACUCCUAUAUCAGAGUAAUGCUCUUUAGGAUAAGGCGCGCCCAGAUAGCACGGAUGCUCCGCACUCUGAAAGAUUCUGAACCCUCCUCUGCAAUGGUUCAAAGAAACCGUUACCUGACGUCAGCGGAUAGCAGAGAGCAUGAAUAUAAACAUGACAGCAGUAGCCCCGACUCCGAACUGCGACUACCGAUCAACACCGACAUCGACUCCGGAAACUCGACUCAGCACUCUCCUGAUGGGGCCAAGUCCAUGUCACCGCAGGCCACCGUUAAUGGUUCCCUUUCCCCGAUGUCCCCCGCAUCAGGAGGCAUUCCCUUCCCCCAGCUGGAGCUCCUGGAGGCCACGCACCGGGGACUCUACCGCUUCAUCCCAAGGCAUCAUGACGAGGUGGAGAUUGAGAUCGGAGACCCUAUCUACGUGCAGAAGGAGGCAGAUGACCUCUGGUGUGAAGGAGUGAACCUACGAACAGGUCGACAGGGGAUCUUCCCAGCUGCCCACGUGACUGAUGUCGACUACUCUGACUUCGACCCCACAGUCCCCAAGGUCAAGAAGGAGAGGUACCUUCUCAACUACCUUGGCUCCAUAGAGACACUUUGUCACAAGGGCAACCAGGUGUUGUGCCAGGCAGUGAGGAAGAUUGCAGGAGAUAAGGGCUCGGCACAGCAUCCUCAUCCUUGCAUUCUUGAGGUGUCAGAUCAGGGCAUAAGGAUGGUUGAUAAGAGCAAACCAGCUCCUAACCAUGUCCCCUGCCACGACUACUUCUACCACCUGAAGCACGUCUCCUUCUGCGCCUUCCACCCUAAGGACCAUCGUUACUUUGGCUUCAUCACCAAACACCCAACCAUUCAGCGCUUUGCUUGCCACGUCUUCAGGAGCAACACGAGCACGAGGCCAGUUGCAGAAGCAGUGGGACGAGCAUUCCAAAGAUUCUACCAGAAAUUCAUUGAAACCGCCUACCCUAUUGAAGACAUCUACUUAGAAUGACUCAAAGAGGAUGCAGACAGCUGCAGCAAGAAAAAGGACACAUGACAACACAGUAUAUUUUUAAACAAAAGGGAAAAUUUUAAGUUCAUAUGGAUUAAAUUCAACUGCUGAUUGACAUAUUUUCAUUCUUGGUGUAUGAUGAUUACGUACUUGUAUGUCAUGCUUUUGAAUAGAUUGUGUGUGUGUGUGUGUGUGUGUGUGUGUGUGUGUGUGUGUGUGUGUGUGUGUGUGUGUGUGUGUGUGUGUGUGUGUGUGUGUGUGUGUGUGUGUGUGUGUGUGUGUGUGUGUGUGUGCAUAUGAAAGUGCAUAAUAGAACAUAUGGUUAGAGAGCGAGAGAGAGAGAGAGAGAGAGAGAGAGAGAGAGAGAGAGAGAGAGAGAGAGAGAGAGAGAGAGAGAGAGGAGAGAGAGAGAGGACUGUGGCAUGUUGGUUCAUAAACCUUCUCCCUCAUUCCAUUAUUUUAAUAUGGUGGUCACUUUCACAAGCAAAAAAUAAAAGUUUCUUGCUGGUCAGAACAACAUGAGUAUAUAUAUGAUUUAUAUAUUUAUGAAAGAAGCAUACAAGUGCAACAUUUCUACAUAUAAUUAUCUAUUAUGUGCUAUGUUACACUGCAUAAAAAAGAGUGGCCAUCCUCAUCUAAAAUUUCGUGACUGUUACUGUACAUGCUAUCAAGACAUGAUGAUGUGCACCAUGGAGAAUAUGUCAAAAGUAUUUGCUAGUUACUUUUCAUGAAUAUAGAAUCAUAUCACAGAUAUAUUUUUCUUUCCAAAUAUCUUAGUUUUAUUGUUUUAUUUUUACACAUGAAGGAGUGAGUGUGGCUCACAGUGCCAAAAAAGAAAUAUAAGUUGUGAGUAAUUUCUUUGCUAUUUACUCACAGAAUGUAGGUUUCUGAAGCUGUCUGCUGUCUUUUUAAAAAUCCACAAAGAUGUUGCUUUCAAUUAGGAGAAGAGUCAUCAUCUUUUUGCAAACAAAGAUGGGGAGGAAGAAGUUUAUUGCAUCAAAGCACAGAUACAAAGUUAUGAUAGUGUGAUGACAAUAUUUACAUUAUGGAGUUCAUUAUCAUCCUGGAAAUGUGAAAAUUGUAGCAUUACCAAUAAUGUAUGACAUACAAGAAUAGCUGUAAUGUGAAAAUCAAUCCAGAGGAGGAAAGUAAUAACCUCUUUCUGGUAAUAUGAAACAAGCAUAAUAAUUAAGCUUGUAAUAAUUUUCAUUGCAGCCAUUCUUGUUGAAAGGAAGAGAUGUAACCAGACUUGUAUAUAUGUAACGUAUAAUUAAUGUCAUCACUCUGAAAAUCAGUGUGGCAUUUUUUUUUUUUCUACUCCGAAAACUGUGCUUUAUUUAUUUAUUUACAAGAAUACUUAUACGUGACUCAUAUCUCCCUCCUUCACUGUAAGUCAAAAGUGUUCCUCUCUUGAUGAUAGUUUUUUCUUAAAUACUAGCAAAAGAAAUUCAAGGUACUCUCAAUUUUAGGGGAAUGUACCAGGAAAUGUGAUGAUUGCUGAUGAUAAUAUUCCAAAUACCAAAUAAAAAAAAAUAGAUAAAAUUCAGGAAGGAGAGAGAGAGAGUCCCCAUAUGUGUGUGUUGUCUACAUCAUUAUCACACAGCUGGUUGACCUCAGGCAAAACAUGUACUGUCGUGUUCCUCUCAGCGGGGAACAGCAUCAGCAUGACAAUGUGUGCAGCAUUAUUUCAUUCUCUGAUCCCUGUGAGAGUGAAAAGAAAGUUGUUCUAUACUUUUACCUUUGAAUCUCCCACCUGCAGCAAAUGGAAAUAGUUUUCAAGUGAUUUUGUAAACUAUACCGGGAGGAAAAGAAGAGAAAAAAAUUGAAAUUACAUGCAUGAAAACAUAUGAAAUUUGUCAGUGUGAUGUAUCUUUAAUUGCUGUAGGUUAAUCAUUGUAAUAGUCCAAAAUUUCCACUUGAUUUAUGCAAAUCUGGCGAACAUACACAUGGGCAUUUUGAUCUUUUACUCGGAAAAUUAGAUAUGUGAAAAGAGCUUUAGAUUCUUACUUUAAUUUUUUUCCCCCUUUUCAUAAUCAUAGUGAUUAGUAGGUGUAUCUGAUCACUCUAGCCCUUCUCAUUCCCAGACUUGUUCAUUAUUCAUCAACCUUGUAAAAUAAAAUCCUUCUAAACUUUGCCUUUACCUUCCAUACGGUACUUUUCAUAUGUAUAUAUGUAAAUUCCAUUUACUGUAAUGUAAUUUAAGAUUUGGCUCUUUUCAGCAAAAAGAAAGGUAUUUUAGGAGCAGUAAAACAGUUGUACAGUAUACCUGUACUUUUCUGAAAGUGUCAUAGAAUCCUUUUUCUAAGAAAAAAUAAUCAUCCAAAUAUUUAUAUUUCUUUUGUUAUAAAUUAGAAUGUUUUUUGUCUUGUAAUCCUGUACAAUAUGAGUGUCCUUGAAUAGUGAACAGCUGCAAGUCCGAGUCUGAUAUGAUAUAUAAACCAUUUGUUUUUUUCUCUCUCUUUUUUGGGUCAGGCCCAACACUGAAAUACUGUUAAACUGUAUGUUAUGGUAUUUCGGAAAUCCAAAUUGCAUGAGACUGAAAAAAAAGAAAAAUGUAGUUUAAAUUUAUAAAAUCUUUUGAAAUUCAUAAAUGCUUUACAGUGUAUGAAAAAAAGGUGAUAUUGUUUAUGAUUGAGUAAAAGGACAAGUAUAUUAUUCCCAUUCGUAUUUACAUAUACGGGUGAUUUGGACAGUGUCAGACAUAGGCAUUGCAACAGGCACCAAAUUGACAAUAAAUAAAAAUAAAAUAAAAUAAAAAUUUAAAGCCAUUUUGGUGGUAUGGCUAUGUAAUUAGGCUUCUAAUUAGAACCAGAAUUGCUCAUUCACCAGUACUCUAAAUAAUGUUUAAGUGCACUAAAAAGGAAAAAAAAAGUCUGUCGGCUAUGUUGAAGAGAGCCUGCCUCCCAUGCUUCUCACAUGUAAAUGUAUCAGUGAUAAUAAACACUGAUUACUACAAAGACUGGCAAUGGCACAGUUAGUCAUAUGGAGUUCUAUGGUUAAUCACUCCUGACUGGUUGAUUUUAUGGAAUUUAUCCAUUUAUGAAAUAAGAAAAAAAAUCAUCUUAUGUUAUAAAAGGGAACCUUAUCUUUUGCAUAAUAAUUCUAAAGUGAUUUUUAACAUGUCUUAAUUUCUAGCUAAGUACUUUCAUGUUUCUGAUUCAUCCAGAGUCUCAAUGUAAUUCAAGACAGCCAGUCAGGCCCCUGUGACGUAUGGGCACCUAUCCGACACAGCCUUUGCCAGGCUAGUAGCAUUAUCUCCUUGUUACUAUCAGAUGCUUCUUUGUAAUAUUGGAAAUACACUUUUAAAAAACAGGACUGUUGUGCGUGAUAAUCUUUAUUUACAAGUUAUGUAUGUCAUUGAAGAAGUAAUGAGCAACUGUUUUAUUUUAUUUUAUUUUUUAUUUUUUUUAAUCAGUUCAUUCUUGUGUGUAAAAAGAUACUUUUCUCCUACUAAGAUUAUUUCCUUUCAUAUUUCUUUAAUCACCUAUGGAGGAAUAAUAUAAUGUUAGGUAAAUAAACAUAAUUAUCCUAUUCUCAAUUCAGAUUCUCUGUGAGAUAUCUGAAACAAGUCAAAGGCCGCACCAGUUUCCAGGCGAGUGGAGAUGUCAAUGGAGAGAGACUGUUGCCAGUCACUUAAGGUAUCUAACCUCAUGUAGUGUCUAUUAACUGUCAUCUGUGUUUAUGAUUAUGACAAAAAUAUAAAAAAAAUCACUGUAAAGAAAGGUCAUGCACAAAGACAAAGUUUUGGCAUACUUUCAUAGUCUGUAUAGUAUGUUACUUCCUGUAUGGUAUAAACUUAAAAAUAAUAAAGGAAUAUCAUAUAUUGAUCACAUAUUAUCAUGUAGUACUUCUCAUUGGUGAUAUAGCGACAGUAUAGAAAAGAAAAAAAAUGUAUUGCUUUCAUAUCAAGAAAGAAAAUGAUGUACAAUGAACUAAAUGGUGAAUUUUUUUUUAGAAAGGAGAGAAAAAGAGAAGACACAUCAGUUCAGAUAUUUCUUUUUUUCUUAAUUAGACAUAUAUCAUAACUCAAGUUCUACUAGGACAGAGAAAGAAAAAGAAAUGACAGAUUAUUUCCAUCCUUCUAAAGAAAGUUUCACAUUUAGUGUCUGUAAAGGCAGAUGUGCCAGAGUAACUUCAAGAUUUCAGGAGAGAGAUGUUAGACAAAAUUGAUAAGGUCUUCCAGGGCAGUUUUAUCUCUUCCUUGUUCUUGAAGGGUCAUUGUUCUUUCUUCCUGUGAAUGGUUGGCAAAAAGAGGAGUGAAAACAUACAUUUGUCUAUUGCAUUGCUCACUAAAAUUCCUUAGUGACGUGUGAAUGAUUGUUUUUGUAAAGGUUUCCAGCUUAUCAGUAUUUACUAUUGUUAUUUGUUGAAAUGAAACUAUCAAUAAAAUGUAGGAAUCUGAAGGAAAAAUCACAUUCCCAAAAGAAGAGAUGUGUUAUAUUUUAUAUCAGAGAAUAUUCAAUUGUUUCUCUCACUUUUUUUCUUUUUCAUUUUUCAUCUGAAUUAUGUUCAUCUAAUGUGAGUUACGUAAGAAGGAAGAUUGUAAGUCACACUUGCUCUCUUAACAGCAAAGUGACGAUGGAAGAUGAGAGAUCUGUGUAUUUUGCCUUAUGAUUGGAUCAAACUGUUAUGUGAGGGCGGAUCCAGGGGCUGUCUCUCUUUGCCAAUCCAGUAUAAAUAACAAGAAUUAAACAAUAAUUCAAAAUCAAAAGGAAAGAUAUUCCAGGUUCUUUGAGCUGGAGGGGAUAUGGAACUACACACACACUUUACCAAUGUUACUGCUGGUAUUAGUUUGUAAUGAACAAGUUGCACAUUAAAGGCACACAUUUUA
Molecule: messenger RNA, 8212 nt
Organism: Penaeus monodon (black tiger shrimp)
Lineage: Eukaryota; Metazoa; Arthropoda; Malacostraca; Decapoda; Penaeidae
Gene: Aplip1
Exons: 12
Coding region: 1-3381 (1126 amino acids)
Biological process (GO): regulation of JNK cascade
Cellular component (GO): cytoplasm
Molecular function (GO): protein binding
Source: RefSeq, a predicted model, not a curated record